Magallana angulata is the source of this 5640-nucleotide messenger RNA. Its product is annotated as sarcolemmal membrane-associated protein-like. The record is from RefSeq and is a predicted model, not a curated record. The transcript has 30 exons. Gene Ontology annotation, molecular function: protein binding. Lineage: Eukaryota; Metazoa; Mollusca; Bivalvia; Ostreida; Ostreidae. Bases 184 to 3333 code for a protein of 1049 amino acids.
UAUUUUAUAUGUUAUAUUAAAUUUGAUACCACUUUGUUUUGAAGGAUACUGUAGUGUUUUUGUUUAGAGAUUGUUGAGGAAAAAUUCAAGAUGGCGGACUCUAGAAGACUUGAGUAAUUCUCGGCUAUGAGUAUGAAAGAAGUCCCAGAAAGAAAACCCAAUAAGGAUAGGACUUAGAGUAGGAUGAAUGAAUUAGAUCCGGGCAGCGAGUCGUACCGGGACGCUAUGUCCAGUGUGGUGAUUCUCUCCUGCCAGCCGAACUCCCACCCCUUCCAGGAGCGACACAUCUCCCUGCUCGAGCCCGUCAAAAUCGGCCGCUCUGUUGCCCGAGCUCGGCCCGCCUCUAACAACGGCAUCUUUGACUGCAAGGUGCUGUCCAGGAACCAUGCUGUGGUCUGGUACGAAAAUGGCAAGUUUUACCUGAAGGACACAAAGAGUAGUAAUGGGACCUUCAUCAAUAACCAGCGCCUCAGUCGGGGCGGGGAGGAGAGCGCGCCCCGGGAAGUCUUCUCCGGCGACCACAUACAGUUCGGGGUCGACGUAAUGGACAAUAACAAGAGGGGAGAGAAAAUCACACAUAACUGUAUUAUAGCCACAGUAACAUUAUUCCAUCCAGACGGACGGGAAGCCAGAAACAUAUACUCUGAAUCAGGGCAGUUUUCUAACACAGUGACACCUGGUGUUACGAUUCAAUCUCAGGAACUCUACCAGCUUGCUCAGUAUCUGCAGGAAGCUUUACAUAGAGAGAAAAUGCUGGAACAGAAACUGGGCAAACUACAGCAACUUGUGGACAAUACACAGGAAGCGUCGGAGAACGGGUGGCAGGCGCUGAUUGACGAGGACCGGCUACUGUCACGACUAGAAGUCCUAGAGAACCAGCUACAUAUCUACUCCAAGAACCAUGCAGAAGAUACGUUACGACAAGAAGUGGUAACCCUGCAGGAAGAAAAGAAUACAUACGAAACAACUGCCAAAGAAUCUCUAAAGAGGGUGUUACAAGAAAAACUGGAGGCUGUCCGUAAACUUUCAGACCUUGAGCGCUCACUUCACAACACGGAGGAUGAGUGUGCUCACCUGAAGGACAUGUGUGAGAAAGCUCAAGAGGAACUGAUGGCACUCGCCGAGAAAUACCAGGACCAGCAAAAAGAGGUCAUAGAGAUCCAGGAGAAACUUCAGGAGGCGGAGAGACAGCACCUAGAGGAGGUGGAGAAGAUCCGACAGGAGAAACAGGAGUUGAGCGAGAAGCUCCAGGACAUGAUCCACCAGGAGACGAUCCUCACCGCCAAGAUGGAGUCCCUGCAAGCCGACAACGACAUUACAAGGGAGCAGCUCGCCGCCAUGAAAGAAAAACUUGAAGCCAUCAAAGAACCAAAGGAAAAUGCCAUUGAUGAAAAGGAAAAUGGUGAAGGGCUCACAAAUGGAGAGAGACAGACUGAUGAAAUGAUUGACACUGGUGAUAAAAAGAUAAUCGUAGGGGAUGAUAUCAAGAUAAUACUGAAAGACGACGAGAAUGAUAAUAAGUUAGAAGACAUUCACAAGUCUGACAGCCUGAACCAUGUCCAAAACAAUAUGGAUGAUGUUGAUUCCAUGAAAAUAUUAACCUCAGAAAAAGGCAGCCCUGAUGAUCUUCAAGGAAAAUUAAAAGAAGCACAAAAACAAAUAGAAAAAUAUAAAGAACUAAUUAGUAAAUCAGAUGAAAAGUUGAAGGAGAGUGAAGAGAAGUUGGAGGCUAUUCAGAAGGAGCUGGAGAGAGCUGAGACAGAUGCCAAACAAUACAUAACCAAGAUUGCCUCACUAGAAGAAAAGCUUAAGCUGUCGGACUUGCACAUGAAUCUAAUGAUGGAAAGUACCAUGGCUGAUCUGAAGCAGCAACUUAAAGUUUCCCAACACCAAAACGACAAUAGCUCAGGACUCAUCUCAGAACUACAGGACAAGGUACGGGUUCUGGAGAGUGAAAUCAUGGGUGCGCGGCUACCGUCAGAUAAGAUGGAAGCCACUUUGGUGGCAACCUGUGCUUCCUCCCCGUCCACCCCCUCAUCUUUGUCUCAUAUGGACGAGUCUAACGACUCGGGUUUGGAGGACGAUGACAAUCUUAAAGAAUUGUUAAGGGAAGCCAGGAUCUUACAAAAUAAAGCCGAGGCAGAGCUGAAGAAAUGCAAAGAUGAGUUAAAUGUCAGCAAAACAGAAGUACAGAAAAAGGACGAAGAAACCAUCACCCUGAAGGACCAACUGUCUGACGUCCAGAAACUGACCGAGGACCAGUCCAAAAUGGUGGUCGACCUGCAGGAACAACUAAAGAAAGCAGAAACCCAAACCAAAGAGGUGAAGCAGCAGAUACUGGAUCUAAGGGACCAGUUAAUGGAGGAACAGAAAAUAGCUAAAACUAGCCAGGAAGAUCUGGUCACCAUUACAAGUGAACUGGACCAGGAGAAGACAAGGAAUAAAGAAAUCAAGAAAGAACUAGAGGAAUCCAAAACUAAGCACCUGGAGAGCCAGCAGUCUGCCAAACAGAGUCACAACGAGGCUGAACAGCUCAAGAACAAAGUUCGCCAGCUACAAGAGAGACUGGACUCAGAUAGACGAACCCCCUCCCACUUUGGCUUUAGGAGCCUGCAUCAGGACUCGCAUGGUCGAGAUUCGCAUGGCCGCGAUUCUCACAGUCGCGAGCUUUCUCACGGAAGCUCAUCUCUCAGGGAUUCUCAUGGCACACAUAGGGACCUCCACAAAACUAACAGCGGGGGGCAUCCUCCCCCCUCCAGUCCUUCGGGGAAACAACGAGGUAAUAUAAUGGCCGAAUUUAAUGCUCUCAAGGAAGAAUGCUCAAGUCUUCGGAAGAGAAUUCAGGCCAUCGAGGCUGAGAUGAAAAUGUCACGUAAGGAGAACUUGCAGCUGUCGGCGGAGUACAACAAGCUCCAGGAGUCGUACCGCCAGCUAGAGGCCAUGAAGGAACAGCUGGAGACCCAGGCAUCAACAUGGCAGUCCAAUCUGACCGACUCGCAGAAAGAGACGGAGCAGACACGACAUCAGGUGGGAGACCGACAGCCAAUCAGAGGUUUGGUAACGGCAGGGUCAAAUGUCACGGGGUCACCAGGUCAACAGCUGGAAGAAGCCGCGGCUGAGCUGGCCAGUCUGAGGUCAAAGUGUCAGGAAUACAAGGACAAGGUCAGCGAGUUAGAGGUCGAGAUGAGCCUCGUCCACGAACAAUACAAACACCUGUCAGACCGGACCAAAGUGUUGUCUUUCGCCUCCAGCAUCCCCCUGUUGAUGUUGCUGUUCGCCAUCCUGAUGGCCCUCUACCCCACCCUGGCUCAAAUCACCGCCACCACCGUCUGACGUCACCAGGGGAGACCACUGCUGAUUUACCCUCAUCCACAUCAGUUGAAUGUUUGAUGAAUGCUGUCUGUAAAGUGUGUUUUGUCAAGAGCAAAAGCAAUAAGAGAGGUUUUUUUGUUUUUUGUUUUUUUUCUUUUUUGCCUGUAAGUUGUAUGAAUGUGUUUGGUUUGUUCAGAAGUUUGAUGAGUUUAUCAUGUUCAUAUUUAGUAUGUUAUUAUUUAGAUACUGAGUUUUUUGUUAUUGUAUAUAGAAGGAUGUCUGUAAAUAUGUUAGUCUUUACAUGGAUAUCUUCUUUUUCCUCCUUGAAAUGUCCUGACAUUAUUCAUGGUCUGAUGCAAUUUGUGUCAAAUGUAAUUUGUAUUGAAACCUUUGGAUAUUUGGUCAGCAGAGUCUGGAUUGUCUGUAGCCAGGAUGUGCAGUGUAACGUGUUAUCUGUACUGUAUGUGUGACACUGCCAGUGCUGUUUGUAGUGACCACUUUUAGUGCUAUCAGUACCUCACUGCAAUAACUUUUCCAGUGUCACUCCUGAAACCAUCACUUAAAUACAGAUUUUGUUGCUUUAUUUCGCUAUUUGCAGUGCUGGUGAAUUUAAUGUCACAUUACAUGAAAGUGUAUCUAUUUAUUAUUCAGCUGUACAUAGAAUUUUUAUCACCGUCACGCAGAAGAAAAGGUGUUUAAACGGUUCAUCAGAAAUAAAAAUUAUUAUUUUGAUAGAGUAGAUAUUCUCGCAGAGCUCAGUUUUUGUCAGCCUGUAUUGUUGACAAGAAAUCUGUAUGUAGAUGAAGAGUUGAUGUAUUUCUGGUUAUAUUGAGGAGUUGGUAAUAUGAAGUGAAUUAUUUAUUUCUUGAUUGUCUCAGUCAGCUAGGCUCUCCAAAUAAUAGAAAGACAAGGGACAGGUGUAGCUUGUGAUGUAUGUGUUGAUCAGAUCUUGAAGAAUGAUUUUGUGAGUCUGGCCAAUUCCUUUUUCUAUCACAGUUUGAUUAAGAUUUGAUACGUUCAGUGGGUUAAAUUUGCUCAAGUUUUAAACAUUUUAAUUAAAUCUAUCCUGAUUCCACUUUGCAAAUGAAAUUUGGAUAUAAAGAAAACUGUGCACAUUGUUUAGUUACAGCUUUACUAUUUAUUUUUGUCUAUUUAUUUUUGUCCUUGAGUUUUUUUUCUAUUAAAGCUUUUGAAGAAAGUUUUAUUUUCCUAGCCUCUAUGUUGUUUGAAAAAAAACACACCAAGAUUUAAUAUUAUCGGUAGUCUUCCUUGGAUGUGAUAGACACAUACCCACCCCUUUUGUGACCCCCCCCCCCCCUUUUCAGUCUUCAGUCAUUGAUUUUAUUUGUCCCCUGGAGAACUCUUCCAUGUGAAGGGGCCCCUUAGGGGGAGCAUGGUUUUAUCACACCUUAAAUUCCAUCGGUGUUUUCUGUUGGGUCUGCUUUCAUUGGAUAUACUUUCGUUUUUCAUCAAAAUAAAAGCUUUCAUGUCAUCCAUGAUAGAAACACCAAUUAGAUCUGAAGAUCUGGUCCAUGUCCAGAGGUGUCUUCUGUGUUCUGUUUAACCCCCCACCCACACCCUUAAUUUUCUUCUUUGUGUCUGUGUGUUUGAGUGGUUUGAAUGUGUAUAUAAAUGUACAUAAUUAUAUAGCAGAUAAUAUAUAUAUAUAUACUGUGACCAGUUUGUAUAUAGGUAAAUAUAUAGAACCCAGAAUUUGUCUGUGCAAAAGACAUCAAACAUUCAGCAAGGCUGUCUCAUUAUAUUUUGAUUUAUACCAAGGCAACAGCCAAUCACCAGCACUGUUUCAUUUACUGUUGUUGAAACAUAUAUCUUCAGAAGUAUAUUCCCAUUUCAUGCAAAUGUAAACCAUUCCUUGCAUAUGAUGUAUAAAACUAUAUAUUCGAAGAAAAAGAUUCAUGUUUUGCCCAUGUCAAUGAACUUCUUUACAUAAUUUUAAUACAUGUAUCACAUUUUCUUUAUCAUGUUAUUCUAAUGCAGAAGUGCAUAAAUUACAACCACAGGGUACUUUCAUUUAUAAUGCAUUCUUGUUUAAGAUAAACUAUAAUUGUAUGAUACCCAAGACAUAAUGUAAGUUGGAGCAAAGGAAAAUAAUUCACUAUAUCCUUAGAGUUUUGGUCAGUGCACCUCUUAUUUUAUUGAAGGUUCAUACAUUAUCUUGAGAUGGCCUGCUUUUUGUGAUUUGUCUUAGUCGGUGACAUUAUUCUGGGAAACAUUUUGUAACAACACCAACAAUUUACUAAUUCGAUUUGUUUUUUUUUUAAACUAUUACUUCAAAUGUUGACAAUAAAGCUAUGCAGAUAUGCAGUA